This is a messenger RNA of Haemonchus placei, 564 nucleotides long. NCBI's taxonomy places the organism in Eukaryota, Metazoa, Nematoda, Chromadorea, Rhabditida, Trichostrongylidae. The record is from the annotation of a GenBank genome assembly.
AUGGAUCUGCCAAUAGUCAAUUAUUUAAAAGAAGAAUAUGUAGAAACAAAUUCUGGCAAUAAAAUAUGUAAAGACAGUACUAUCUGUGGCACACAAAACAUAGUCCUGAACGGCAAGAAUAUUGUCCAGAGAGACGUCAUAAUUCGAGGUGAUCUGGCCGCCAUACGAAGUGGUCGUUUUUGUAUCAUACGAAAGGGAACACUGAUACGGCCAAGUUCGAAGAAAUUUAGUAAAGGAGUCACGUUGUUUCCAGUUCACAUUGGAGAUCACGUUAUGAUUGAAGAGGACUGCGUGAUUAGUGCAGCACAGAUAUGCUCAUUUGUGCAUAUCGGUGCUGGAUCGGUGAUUGGAGGCAGUGCUGUGUUGAAAGAGUGCUGUCGAGUUCUGCCAGGGAGUGUGGUUGCAGCUGAUUCUGUUUUCCCACCAUACAGCACCAUAGCUGGUAAUCCAGCUCGUGUCAUCGGUCAAGAACCAGAGUGUACAGAAGAUUUGAUGACCGAGGCUACAAAGCAGUAUUACGACAACUUCCAGCCAUCAAACAUGCCGAAAGCUUCUUUUGCUUGA